AUGAUUGAUGAUGAUGAUGAUGAUGGUGGUGAUGAUGAUGAUGAUGAUGAUGAUGAUGAUGAUGAUGAUGAUGAUGAUGAUGAUGAUGAUGAUGAUGAUGAUGAUGAUGAUGAUGAUGAUGAUGAUGAUGAUGAUGAUGAUGAUGAUGAUGAUGAUGAUUAUGGCAAUUGGGUCUCAGGGUGCCUUCGAAAUUAUCGGUGA
Spirometra erinaceieuropaei is the source of this 201-nucleotide messenger RNA. Lineage: Eukaryota; Metazoa; Platyhelminthes; Cestoda; Diphyllobothriidea; Diphyllobothriidae. The record is from the annotation of a GenBank genome assembly.